Molecule: messenger RNA, 1506 nt
Organism: Plutella xylostella (diamondback moth)
Lineage: Eukaryota; Metazoa; Arthropoda; Insecta; Lepidoptera; Plutellidae
Biological process (GO): regulation of transcription by RNA polymerase II
Cellular component (GO): transcription regulator complex; nucleus
Molecular function (GO): DNA binding
Source: RefSeq, a predicted model, not a curated record
UACACCGAAUGCGAUAAGCGAUUACCGGCCUCCGUCCCAUCGCAUAGCUCCGCAUCGCCGCGUCCCGCUCGCUCCGACUCGCUCUCCCGCUCUCGCGACAUAGCUUCGUCUCGCCCCCCUCGCCAGUACUAGCUUCGCGCUCGCUUCGAGUAGCCGCGUGUCGCGUCGUGUCGUGUCACGUCACGUCGCCAUGUCGCACAUCCGCAUGCAGCGACACCUGAGAGAGAAGCUGAUAGAGCAGAUACAGAAGUACCCGAUCCUGUACAACACCAACCACGAGAACCAUAGAGACAACGACCUCCGGGACUGCGCCUGGAACCAGAUCGCCGAGGUUUUAGGGGUCAAUAGUGACACGCUGAAGCGCGAGUGGAAGAUCCUGCGCGACUCGCUGCGGCAGGCGCUCAAGAAGCAGAAGCAGGGCGGCAAGGCGGACAAGGGCAGGAAGUGGUACUUCGAGUCCAAGAUGUCCUUCCUGUUCCCCUUCAUGACUAAGAGGAUAACCUACAAGCGCGUGCCCAACUCCACAACCCUGGACGAGGUGAAGCUGGACACGACCGACGCGGACUAUGACGAAGACCAGCCGCUGGCGACGCCGGCGCGGGGCGAGGGGGCGUGGGGCCGGGACGAGGGGGGGUGGGCGCCGGAGCCCCUCGCUGACCCGCUCGAGCUGUUCUUUGCCAGCGUCUGCCAGAGCACCAGGAGACUGCCGAGGAAGGUACAAAGCCAGGUAAAGAGGCAGAUCCUGGACGUUCUCCUGAAGGCUGAAGAGGAAACUGAGGACAGCAAGGCUUUCGUGAGCGUUGACACAGAAUACGUGACGUAGAGUGCUGCGUUAUUACUUGUGACUGUGUAGUACUUGUGAUAGUGAGUGUGAUCUCCGGUGGAAGAUACUUAAGUUUUAAGAAGGAUGGUGGUGGACAUACAAUUAUACUUCCUAAAUAACUGUGCCAACUCUGAUAGUGUAGAUAAUAUAAUAUGAAACUGCUAUGAAGGUGAAUAAUGAUAUUGAAGCUCAUUGUAGUUAGUAUCGUGAAAUCGUGAUAGUAAUGAGCUAUUUGGUUGUUCGGGUAUACUGGUACAAAAGUUUUCCUACAGAAGAUGCGUCACAUUCUAUAUCGCAUCCAUAGAAUACGGACUCGGGUGUAUUCAUACUCAAUGUAAAUAUUUAACUAAUGUAUAAUUUAAAACUAGAAUUAUUAAAUAAAACGAAUGGGUCUGAUUGUUUUAAGACUGACUUUUGCUGUCUUGGUUCUGGGUAGGUAAAUGUUAUUAGCAUUAAGUACAUCUUUUAGAUCUUAUCAGUAGAUUCAGAAGACCUAAAAAACACAAGCUUGCAAAGGAAGCAGGCAGCUGACAACAGCCACACCUACCCUCAUAUAUAUUCGAUAAAGCCAAUAAAAAUAAACUGCCCACCUACAGAGCCUAGCUCAACACGGUCUAACAGCCAUCGAUACUAUAAAUAAAGGACAAACAGCUGACUGCCCCCCCUCCGCUUGCCGCCCCCGC